AAGGGGAGGGAAAGGGGGAAGAUGGCAGCCUCCCUGUGGCUGAUCCAUCGCUGCAGAGGAACGAUCAAUCGCUUGCUGGGCAAGAAUUUAAUGCGAGGGACCCUUGGUUCCUUGUCCCAGGCGGUGGGCUGCAAAUUUCUACACAUGACCCCGGAAGCCUUGGGUAUCCCUGCUAUUAAAAUCAUUAUGCCUGCUUUAUCACCUACAAUGGAAGAAGGAAAUAUAGUGAAAUGGCUGAAAAAAGAAGGAGAAAUGGUGAAUGUUGGAGAUGCCCUGUGUGAAAUUGAAACAGAUAAAGCAGUGGUUACAAUGGAGUCAAGUGAUGAUGGCAUAUUGGCUAAAAUAAUGAAGGAAGAGGGGAGUAAAAAUGUGCGUUUGGGUGCAUUGAUUGGUUUGCUAGUAGAAGAAGGACAAGACUGGAAGCAAGUUGAUAUACCAAGUGUCAUCAGUGAUGCACCUUCUGAGUCUGUGACAUCAGCAGCAUCAACGGCCUCUUCCCCAAGUCUUUCUGCUACUCUCCCAUUAGAGCAUAAAACAGAAGAUCAUCCUGGAAAACUACAGUUUCGCUUAAGUCCUGCUGCCCGUAAUAUUUUGGAGACACAUGGACUUGAUGCAGGUCAUUGCACACCCUCAGGACCUCGAGGAAUUUUCACAAAAGAGGAUGCCCUCAAGCUUUUAGAGCAGAAGCAGAAGCAAAAGCCUGUAGAAGCAAAACCCAUGGUUUCUUCACUUCCCCUACACCAAGCUGGAAUACCUUUAUCUGCACCAUCAACAAGCGUGCCUGUUAGUGCUUCACACCUUCCAGUUCCUCCUGUCUCUGUGCCAGGCCGGCCACCUUCCAUGAGCCCAUUCACUGAAGUCCCUGCUAGCAACAUUAGAAGAGUUAUUGCUAAGAAACUAACAGAAUCAAAAACCACUAUACCUCAUGCAUAUGCAUCAGCUGAUUGUGACCUUGGUGCUAUACUAAAUCUAAAGCAAGAGCUGGAGAAAGAUGAUAUUAAAGUAUCCAUAAAUGACUUUAUUAUCAAGGCAACUGCAGUUACCCUGAAACAAAUGCCAGAUGUGAACAUGACCUGGAACGGAGAAGGCCCCCAGCAGCUGCAAUCUAUAGACAUUUCUAUAGUUAUGGCAACAGACCAAGGUUUCAUUACACCUAUCAUAAAGGAUGCUGCAACCAAGGGAAUUCAGGAAAUUGCUGCUUCUGCAGAGGCUCUGGCAAGAAAAGCAAGAGAUGGAAAGUUGCUUCCAGAAGAAUACCAAGGAGGAUCUCUGAGUAUCUCAGAUCUUGGAAUGUUCGGUGUCAACAGUUUCAUUGGUCUUGUAAUGCCUCCUCAAGCCUGCAUCUUAGCUGUGGGACGAGCUCGGGCAGAACUCACUGUUGUGGAGGAUGAAGAUGGGAAUGAGAAGCUUCAACAACAUCAGCUCAUAACGAUAACUCUGUCAAGUGAUGGUCGAGUGAUAGAUGAUGAACUAGCUUCUAAAUUUUUAGGUACACUUAAGGCAAACUUGGAGAAUCCAGUGCGUCUUGCAUUGUGUUAAAAGGUCAAAAUUUGAUCCUCCUUUUGGCAAAAUAUGUAAGUUGAACUCCAAAAGAAGAUAAAAGAAAAACUAGACACAGAAGUUAGGAAGAUAUGUAUAAUGUGACAUGGACAACUUAAACUGCUUAUUUAUUUAAAUAAACUUUAAAAGAUGUCUAAUGACCUA
This is a messenger RNA of Candoia aspera, 1704 nucleotides long. It is a transcript of the gene PDHX, whose product is annotated as pyruvate dehydrogenase complex component X. Gene Ontology annotation, biological process: pyruvate decarboxylation to acetyl-CoA. Gene Ontology annotation, cellular component: mitochondrion; pyruvate dehydrogenase complex. The coding region runs from base 22 to 1539 and encodes 505 amino acids. The record is from RefSeq and is a predicted model, not a curated record. The transcript is spliced from 11 exons. Gene Ontology annotation, molecular function: acyltransferase activity. NCBI's taxonomy places the organism in Eukaryota, Metazoa, Chordata, Lepidosauria, Squamata, Candoiidae.